GCACUGCCAGCGCAGCAGAAACUAGUCUACUGUAGCUACAUGUAGCAGGCCGGCUGGGCAAGAUGGCUAGUGGUGGAGGAGUUGGUUUAGUGGACGUUAGCAUCAACUACCAAGGCAAUCGCACCGUGCUCCAUCUUGCCAAGAACAUUAAGGUGGGUCAUGCCAUUGAGAAAGCUGCUGAAGCCUUCAAGAUAGAGCCCGGAGGUCUGACAUUUCUCUAUCAUGGAAAUGAGAUCACUGAUGACAUGUUAGUCGGGGAUGCUCUCUGCAAGGCUGGCAAUGUGACAGUCAUUCACCUCAUCUUUGUCAAGGACAAGAAAUCCACCACAGCACGUUUCCAGGCAGCAGCCGAUGAUCAACCAAGACAGAAUGUGUACGCUCACUGCAAGAGCUGCAUGGGUCUCGUUCAAGCCAGAGAGGUCCUGACAUGCCCCAAGUGUAAAAAGACCAAGUUCCAGCGAACAUCGGCCCAACCAUUGGACCACUUUGCACACGAGUUGUCACCGGCCCUUCUCAUGGGACACUGUACCGAGUGUGGAGAGGAAGAUGUGCAGGCAUCGGUGGAGUUUGAGUGUGCCUCAUGUGUGGGAGCAACCCCAGACAAAGUGGGUCCAUUGAGACAAAUCAGAGACAAUGUCUUCCAACUGCCCUGCAUGAAGUGUGGACUCAAGAGGGAGAUGGUAUUCAGGAUGGCUUGUUCCUCACGUCAUACCUUUUGUACUGACUGCUUCAGUGGCUAUUGUCAGUUGAAGUUCAGUGCUGACAAGUUCCAAUUCUUUGACAACAUGGGCUACUCCAUCUCCUGUCCUGGUCCAGGUGCAGACUGCCAGUACACUCCAGUGCCAGACCCACACCACUUCAAACUAGUGGAUGAGGAUGAAGUUGGUUUCUACAAGAAGUUCAUCAACAAAUCUCCCGAAGUCAUUAAAGCGUCUGGCUACAACCUGCUGUGCACACGUUGCAUGAUAGAGAUAGAUGUGUCAGAGAGUAAAGAGCAGACUGUGACUGAGCCUGCCGGUGCUGUGCCUAGCUCCACUGGACUCAAGUGGUACCAGAAGCUGCUGGGUAUAAAGCCAUCAGCACCGCCUCCUCGAGUGCGUAAGAGGACCUCAUGCAGGCAGUGUGGACUGGGCUAUUGCAUUGGAUGCAAACAAGUGUGGCACGAGGGGGACUGUCUGCCACUCAACCAGACCCUCAAGGAAGAGGAAGGAGCAUUCCAAAUUGACCCUGUCAAAGCAAAGGACAGUUGCUGGCCACAAGAUCGCAACUAAACUUAUAAACUAGUUUUUAGCUUGUUUUGUAAUGUAUUCGAUAAUUUAGUGAGGACCCUUCUUUUUGUAUCAAACAACUGUCUGUGUCUUUUUUGCCCUCGAA
This is a messenger RNA of Halichondria panicea, 1374 nucleotides long. Its product is annotated as E3 ubiquitin-protein ligase parkin-like. NCBI's taxonomy places the organism in Eukaryota, Metazoa, Porifera, Demospongiae, Suberitida, Halichondriidae. The coding region runs from base 63 to 1271 and encodes 402 amino acids. The transcript is spliced from 10 exons. The record is from RefSeq and is a predicted model, not a curated record.